GAGAGACGGUUUCCUUCCCCCGUUAUUAACACAGUGGGUGUAACGUAGCGCUCCAGGAUGGAAACUAAACCGGUUAUCACCUGCCUCAAAACGCUCCUCAUCGUCUAUUCCUUCGUGUUUUGGAUAACAGGAGCCAUCCUGCUGGCAGUGGGAGUAUGGGGGAAGUUGAUGCUGGGCCCGUACAUCUCUCUGAUAGCCGACAACUCCACCAACGCCCCGUACGUCCUCAUUGGCACCGGCACCGUCAUCAUUGUUUUUGGUCUGUUUGGAUGCUUCGCCACCUGCAGAGGAAGCCCAUGGAUGCUGAAGCUGUAUGCCAUGUUUCUAUCGCUUGUCUUCCUCGCUGAGUUAGUGGCUGGGAUCUCUGGAUUUGUGUUUCGCCACGAGAUAAAGGGAACCUUUCACAGGACAUACACUGACGCAGUCCUCAACUACAAUGCUGAGGAUGAGGCGAGCCGCGCUGUUGAUAACUUGCAGCACAAGCUGCGCUGCUGUGGAGUUUAUAACUACACCAGUUGGUUUGGCAGUGUGUAUUACCCAUCCAAUGGCAUUCCUGCCAGCUGCUGCUUUAACUCCUCUGACUGCAACCCAGAAGACCUCCGCGAUGCAACUCUAGCCCCGAGCAAGGUCUACCACCAGGGAUGCUAUGAGCUGGUCACUUCCUUCAUGGAAACCAACAUGGCCAUUAUUGCAGGAGUGACGUUCGGGAUCGCUUUCUCACAGCUGAUUGGCAUGUUGCUAGCCUGCUGUCUGUCCAGGAUCAUCACAGCCAAUCAGUAUGAAAUGGUCUAGCUGAUGUGACGUGGCAGGGAGAUGAAGAGAAGAAGAGACAAACAGCCUUGACACAUGACAAGAGUAAAUUCCCGAAACACUAUCACAUGUCUGUAUUGGAAUUUACCUCCCUCCGUCUCUCUGCCUGUGAUCUUAAUGUAAUAUCUUAAUGUAUCUUAUUGUAAAGCACCAUUCCUUGACUCACUGCUGUUGCAUCAAAACGUUCUAUACCACACAUCACACUGCUGCUUGAUGUAGAAGUUGCUCAUGAGCACAUGUCUCGGAUCAGUACGGCCUGCGACCUACAACGACCAGGUAACCCAGAGUUGUCGGAGUUGACAGUGGUGUUGGUCUCGGAUAGGUGACCGGGUGCAACUUGGCUUCUCAGUUGGUUGCAGCAUGCUUCACCGACCGCCAUCAGAGGACCACUGCACAUCUUUGUACAGAAUGACAUUACUAAAGCUUGAAAGUAACUCUUUAAUAGAUAGGUUUAGUUUUGCAUUUGACUUUGCUAUCGCUCACCAUUGUAUAUUCCUAUGGUUGUGACAUUUUGUGAACUGAUUAUGUGUACUGAGGAUGAUGUUUUAAGUUUAUAUGAAAAAUAAGGGCACUGACAAAGGAGAGAAAAGGGAGAAUUCUUAGAGAGUAUUUUUAACAGCAGACAAGGCACUAUAUUGUUUUUUGACGUGAUAAUUUAACUCAGUAGCACAUUACAAGAUACGUUACAUGUUUAAAAGUAUGAGCUCAAGUCUGGGAUAAAUACAGAACAACACAGAUUCCAUGUGGGAAAUUUUACAGGCAAACUCCCCCAGUACCCUAAAAUAAUGCUCUACUUUGCCCUAAUUUACAGCCAGUACCCACGCUUAAAGUGAAAGAAAUCUAUUCAUCAGGCAAAGUGAAAGAAUACAAAUCAGUCACAGUGUAGACUGAAGGCCAGGUCACACCAGAAUGUUGCUAAUGGACUAAUAAGUUCACACAGUUUAUUCAAAAGAUGGAGUUGUACCAUCGACUCCUGUCUCAUAACUGUCUGCAAGUCAUCCCUGUUGUUUGCAGCAGUUUAGACUCCGACAGAGGAGGUUAAAUAGUGGAUGAUGCAACACAGUUAAAAGCAACAAAAGCGUCAUCAGUGUUGUCCCUCUGUUCCCUUAUAGGUCAGUUCUGUUAGUAUGUCCAUGGUCAGCACUGUCAGGAUGACUUGCUAUUGGUCAGUGGCACGAAUUCACUUAUGCAAAGUUGAACUGACGUGAAAAUGUGUGCAGAUUUACUGUACAUGGUCCCCGCUAACAAAUCCACUUAUUGCAGAGAUUUUAUUCUAAUGAAUUGAUUUUGCUGCGGCAUUCAACACUGCUGGUGUGACCCGGCCGGUUAGCGCGUUCGAAUGGCAACAUGGUCUCCCGCUGUUUGGAACAACCAUUGCCGUCGUCUUAGGGAGUGUUGAGAUGUAAUGAAUCAUACAAUUGGGGAUGAAAAGUGAUGAAGCUGUGUGAACAACAAAGAGAUUAAGACAGAGGUUUAAAUCCUGCCAACUUUCACACCUCCACACACUUGGCCAAUCUGAAAAGUGGCUUAAGUCCAGAAUGUCACCAUUUAGCUUGAAAGCUGAAAAUAUUGUCUUUGCUGACCUCCAUUGGUUGAAGUUCUCACCUUGUUUCAGUGAUGUAGAGGUGUACCUGACAUCACUGUUGGGUAUUGUUACAGGUGCAGCAAAACCAGGAUCAUGGGUGUGAACAGGCUUGAGAUUUUCAACCACAAGAGGUCAGUGAAGCACAGAUUUUCAGCCUGUUCUGUUCAUAUCAAACCGUUCGGGUCAUUAAAUGCUUUCUUCUGGUGGAACACGAUGCCAGCUGUGUGCUACAGAGAGAGACCUCGGCAUUAGAGAUUUGCAGGACUCAAGCAGUGUUCAUCUAGUAUUUACAGUAUUCUAUGUCGUGCAUCAACAUGCCAUCAUCAUCAUCUGUAGAUAUUUAUUGGAAAUGUACUUUAUAUGAUGUAAUGUUUCUCAUUCUAAUAUGCUAAUCAGUAUAAAUGUCGUGUCACAGUUUUGAUUCUGCACUCUGUGCUGUUAAUCUGUAUUUGUUUGAUAGUUUAUAGGAAUAUCGCACUGAAAAAAUACUUGUGGCCAAUGUUUUGUUGAGAGUAACGUGCAACAUGUAGCUGUUUGAAUUUAGCUGUAUAUUUAUUAUGGUUUGGUUGGCAUUAAGUUUACACUUUCACCAAGUGAUUUUCUGUCUCUCUUUCAGUGUGAGUGUGAGCGUGUGUGAGAUUUUGUUCUCUAUUUUUAUUUGUCUCCUUAACCUCGAGUGUGUAUUUUCCUUGAAUGACAAGGGAUGUGUGUGUGUGUGUGUGUGUGUGUGUGUGUGUGUGUGUGUGUGUGUGUGUGUGUGGGAGAGAGAGAUUCCUGCUGUAUUCAGUUUUGGUCAGUAUUUGGUUGUGGCUUUUCAAACCUCGUUGCUUUUCAAGCUGUACAUUUAUUUAGUGAAUGUAUGUUUUCCAACACUCUGAAGCUUAUUUUCCUUCCCCAAACUGACAUUGUCUUGUAAAUACUAAAUUGUAAUACCAUCCUGCUUACACAUGGGGUCACCAGACACUCAAAAAGAAUUGCACCCUGCUGUCUACUAUUGACUAAGUCACCA
Molecule: messenger RNA, 3404 nt
Organism: Chelmon rostratus (copperband butterflyfish)
Lineage: Eukaryota; Metazoa; Chordata; Actinopteri; Chaetodontiformes; Chaetodontidae
Gene: tspan7
Product: tetraspanin 7b
Exons: 8
Coding region: 58-792 (244 amino acids)
Cellular component (GO): membrane
Source: RefSeq, a predicted model, not a curated record